AUGACCCUCGUGCUCUUUAAAGGAAAACCAGGAGACCUGAUCGAGAUCUUUCGUAAGGCCUUUCAGCACUGGGCCAUCUACAUCGGAAAGAAUGAAGUGGUUCAUUUCGUGUUAGAUGGUGGUCUGUCAACUGGCUUGUCGGCGAGUCUGAGCAGCACCGGAAAGGUGUUGCGUGAGAAGCUCACCGAUGUGGUCGGCAAUGACCGUUACAAGGUCAACAAUCAUCUGGAUAAGAGGCGCAAGGCUCGUGAUCCUUCCAUCAUAGUGAAGGAGGCCUGUGCGAUGGUGGGCCACGAGCUAAAGUACAGCAUUGCCACUUUCAACUGUGAGCACUUUGCUACCAAGAUGCGAUACGGCGUGGGAGUGUCUCAGCAGGUGUGUAUCUAA
This is a messenger RNA of Limanda limanda (common dab), 387 nucleotides long. RefSeq names its product phospholipase A and acyltransferase 4-like. Gene Ontology annotation, molecular function: A2-type glycerophospholipase activity; glycerophospholipid phospholipase A1 activity. The coding region runs from base 1 to 387 and encodes 128 amino acids. The transcript has 3 exons. Gene Ontology annotation, cellular component: cytoplasm. NCBI's taxonomy places the organism in Eukaryota, Metazoa, Chordata, Actinopteri, Pleuronectiformes, Pleuronectidae. Gene Ontology annotation, biological process: N-acylphosphatidylethanolamine metabolic process. The record is from RefSeq and is a predicted model, not a curated record.